Messenger RNA from Polypterus senegalus (gray bichir), 1345 nucleotides. RefSeq names its product zona pellucida sperm-binding protein 3-like. NCBI's taxonomy places the organism in Eukaryota, Metazoa, Chordata, Cladistia, Polypteriformes, Polypteridae. Gene Ontology annotation, biological process: positive regulation of acrosome reaction; egg coat formation; binding of sperm to zona pellucida. The coding region runs from base 38 to 1330 and encodes 430 amino acids. The transcript has 9 exons. Gene Ontology annotation, molecular function: acrosin binding. Gene Ontology annotation, cellular component: extracellular matrix. The record is from RefSeq and is a predicted model, not a curated record.
CUGACUUCUUACUUUGAGUUUUCUGUUUGUUUUUAUUAUGGCGUGUAAAGCUAUGCAUCAGUUGCCGCUCCUCGUAUUUGGGUUGCUGACUUUCAAUGUCGUUUCUGCGGCAUUCGGUUCCAGGCGGCUUGGCUUUCCUUCUAAAGUCCACAAGGCUGUUGUUAUACAGAAAGAGAGUUUAGUCCAGCAAAGAGCGGGAUCGCCCGAAACGGUAUCUGCACAAUGCACUGAGUGGAACGUUAUCGUCACUAUCAAUCCUGAUCUGCUAGGUAUUCAGCAUCCUGUCCAGGCGUCCGAUUUGUCAGUAGGGGGAUGUGGAGUGACAAGCCAAACGACCACUGCCUUUGUAAUCGAAGCUCCGUUACAGGGAUGUGGCAGCACCGUUACGAUGCUUGCUGAUGAAAUAGUGUACACCUUCACCCUUGACUACAAUCCCUCUCCUAUUCCUGGAAUUCCCAUUAUACGAACCAACCCAGCUGUGGUGCAGAUUGAAUGCCAUUACCCCAGAAACCACAAUGUCAGCAGUAAUGCAUUGAAUCCCACUUGGGUCCCAUAUACCUCCACCAUAUCUGCUCAGGAUGUUCUUGGAUUCUCUUUGAUUAUAAUGAACAGUGACUGGAGUGGACCAAGUUCCUCCAAGAUCAUCUACCUAGGUGACCUCAUCAACCUGCAGGCAUCAGUCGACAGCACUAACCAUGUGCCUCUGCAGCUCUUUGUGGACAACUGUGUGGCUUCAUCUGUUUCAGAUGGUUCUGCCCCAACAUACACCUUCAUUGGCAAUAAUGGGUGCUUUACAGACAGCAAAGUGACUGGGUCCAAUUCCCAGUUCAUAACUCCCAGGGUUGCUCCAUCUACCCUCCAGUUUGAACUUGAUGCCUUCAGGUUCUAUGGUGUGGCUACAAGCUCAGUCUUCAUUACCUGUCAUCUGAAGGUGACUUUGGUUUCCCAGGCCAUUGACUCCUUGAACAAGGCCUGCACCUACAGAACUGGACUAAGCCAGUGGACCUCUGUAGAUGGCAAUAACCAGGUAUGUAGUUGCUGUGAUGCAAAUUGUGCUACUGGCCAAAAAAGGAGGUUGGAGAUGGCAAGACGCAGACCAGGGAGGAGUGUAAAAACUACACCGGUUGAAUGGGAGAAGACUCUCGUGGUUGGUCCCCUAUUCCUGGAAGGGAAGCCUCAACCUGCAGUAUCUGAACAUCUGACUGCUGCAGAAGUGAAGCCAGCAGGCUCCUUUAUGCUGGUCCUGGGUUCAAUGCUGGUUGUAUUGGCUCUGACAUGUUCUGCUUUUCUUCUAUACCUCUUGUACAAGAAACCUCAGAUUUCUAAUUAAACUGACUGAAAUGUA